Messenger RNA from Racocetra fulgida, 141 nucleotides. Lineage: Eukaryota; Fungi; Glomeromycota; Glomeromycetes; Diversisporales; Gigasporaceae. The record is from the annotation of a GenBank genome assembly.
AUGCGUACACCAAAUCCAGGUGAUCAUCCAUCCAAGUCGGCCAAAAAAAUGCAGUUGCAAGAUCGUCGAAUGACUGGAGGACAAUUACAUCAAGGUCGAGAUAAAUGCCACCAAAGUCCCGUAACACUUCCAUCCGUAUAA